AUGGAGGACUUCAAGUUUUUUGCAGAAUUUAUGGAAAAAUUGUUAGCAGAAAAGGGUACAGGUGCUAUGACAGCGAAUGUUCUAUUGAAAAGAGUAGAUGAAGGGAUGGACACCAUGCUCGACAAUGUGCAAGACAACACAAUGUAUGAAGAGGAACUUUGUGCGAAAAAGGAAGACCAUAGUAGCAGGGAAAUAUUGGAUGAUACAAGUAAAAAUUUGUGUAAAAUUUUAAUCAGAUUAUUCUACUGGAUUGGUGGAUUAAGACAAGCGGGUAUUAAGGAGGUUGGGAAGGGAAACAUGUGGGUAUGGACAGAAGAAGUGUUGACGAAGGCAGAUGAGAAACAGGUGCAAGAUUAUUUAAGGUGUAUAAUGGGUAAAAUACUUAUAGUAAAACUGUUAGCAGCACAUUGUGAUCCAAGCAAAGUGCUCCCAAUUGUGCAGGAGGCAAUUAACCAUAAAAUAAGUGGUGAAAAUGUAAAGGCGAAGCAUGAGAAAUGCAAAGGAAUGGAUUUUAAAAGUUUAAGUAUUGGGCAGAAAUUUUUUUGGGGUGAAAUAAAAGAGUCAAUAAAGAAUGAUAAGCAGCGUAGAGGGGAAACUCUUGGAAAAUUAAUUAGGGGGGAAAAAGGAUGUGAAGGUCGAGCAGAGGACAAGUGGAAGAAUAUUGGUGAGAUACUUGGUUUAAAGGAGGGUGGUAAACUCAUAGAAUUGAACACUGAUAGUAAUACGCUGCCAAAGAAAGCAUUGUCCAAAGCGCUAUGUUACAUGCGGCAUAAGCGCGACAUUAGGGAAAUAGAGAAAAUCUUACGGGAAGUUCACGAUCAGGUGGACAGAAAAUAUAAGGGGUCAGCAAAAGGAUCUGGGGAGACAGGGUCAGGAGGUACGCGUGCAGACGCUCUUGACGAGUGCGAAGAUAUCGUGGAAGAUGAUUCUCCCCGCGGAUCUGCAGUUUACUCUGCCGUCACUCCUUUGCAUAAAUCACCAGAACCCGCAUCAACUGGUGCACAGGAACCAGCUACAAUAUCACAGGCAGCCGCUCCUGAAGUACAAACACAACCAAGUGUAUCUUCCACUUCGGCUUCAAGCUCAAGUUCCUCUUCCCCCAGUAGUUUAAGUAGUUCAAGUUCAAGUUCUUCUUCAGCUUCAGUUUCUGGAUCUUCUGGAGGUGGUAGUGGUGGCGGCACUGGUACUAGUACUGGUGCUGGUCAGGGACCAGGUCAAGGUCCUGGUCCACCACAACAACCACCCCCCCCACCUCCGCCACAACAACAACAGAGUGGUCAACAAGGUAACCAAUCACCUUCAACACCAUCAGCAUUAUCAACACCUGUUACAACAUCAACACAAAUACCAACAACACCAUCGCAAUCAUCACCAUCACAACCCACUCCUCAAGGACCAUCAUCAUCACAACAAUCUCCUCCUGUCGUUCCAGCACCAGCCCCUAUUGGAACUCCUGUUAAUGGUGGUGGUGUUGGUGGUGCUGCUGCUGAAGGGGCCGGUAUAGAGGGCGGUUUAGUAUCAGGUGGUGGUGGUGGUGGCAGCGGUACUGGUAGUAGUGAACUUAAUGCUUCUAGUGCUGGCAGUCCGGGCGGACCUCAAGCAAAUCCUUCACCACAAACGGAAGGUGGUGGUGGUCCCACCGCUGCUAGUGCCAGUAGUGGUCCGGGUGCUGGUGGGGUUGUACCUGGUGUUCCAGGGGUAGGUGGUGUCCCGGGGGUUGGUACUCCAGAAGCUGCACCUGCGGCUGGUACUCUUCCUGGUCCAGGUGGUGCUGCUGGUGCUGGUGACAGUAGUGGUCCGGCUGCUGCGGCAGCAGGACAGAAUAAUGCUGUGAGUACAACGGAUAAUGGACCUUCUGCUGGUCAAAUAUUUCGCGCUGUAGGAAGAGGAAUUUCUAACAUAUUAGGCUCAAUAUUUUCAAAUGCACUGUCCCCCCUUGUAAAUAUCACCACAGUUCCCUCCGCCCUUCUCGAUUCAGUUUCCCGUUCAGCUGGUCCCGUUAUAAAGCAAGCUGCAGAAGCUCAAGAAGCUGCAAAAGCUGAAGCAGCUGCAAAAGCUGAAGCAGCUGCAAAAGCUCAAGAAGCUGCAGAAGCUGCAAAAGCUCAAGAAGCUGAUCCGGUGGCUCCGGCAGCAGCACCCCCUGCUCCUGCUCCCGUUAAUGGUGGAAGCGCCGAUUCUGGUACUUCACCAAAUUCUCAUGGUGGUACUGCAAGUACUGGUGCUGCUGCUGAUCCAGGAUCUCCUGCUGGGGGCGGUGGUACCGGUGGUGGUGGUAGUGGUCUCAGUGGUACCACAACGAGUGACGGUAGUCCAGGCGGACCUGAAGCGAAUCCUGUCCCCACUACUCCAAAUAUUACAUCCGUGGAGCCACACAUCACGCCUGUUACAACAUCAACACAUGUAUCAUCGCCAACAUCACCAGUAAUAACGGCGCAUGUAACAUCAUCACAGCAUCCACCAUCACCAACAUCACCAUUAACACCUAUUUCAACGGGAGCUGGCACUGCUGGCGGAAAAGGACGUCAGAGCAGGACAUCACAUGGAGGUAAAACUCCACGUGGCCCGAAGGUUGUGGAAUGGGAUAUAAGGAAUGUAAAGGAUGUUAUCAUCCCCUAUAUUCCAAUAAUUCCUGUUGUAUUAGGUGUUUCUGUAUUUGGUUUCCUUUUUUUUAAGUAUUUUGGAUUUUCUGGUCGGCAAAAACGACGUUCCCGACGUGCGGCACAAAUACCGAGGAGUCCUCCCCCUUUGGAAGAACAUAUGGAAAAAGGCGCUCUAACCAUAUCAUAUGCACCUUCUCAGUAUUAUAUGGUUAGAAGACGCCAUCCUCUAUUUAGUACGGAAAGGCAGCGAGCAAAAAAACAUAUCUUAAAAGGAAUAAGCGAAAAAACUAUUAUUCAUGUUCACUUGGAGGAAGUAAAUGAAUACAAGAACCAAGAACAAAACUAUGGGUCGCCGCCAUUAAUGGAUAAAGUCGAUUUUCUUCAAAUCAUCGUGGAGGAAUUUAUGGGAUCCGCAUAA
Molecule: messenger RNA, 3018 nt
Organism: Plasmodium knowlesi strain H
Lineage: Eukaryota; Apicomplexa; Aconoidasida; Haemosporida; Plasmodiidae
Product: SICAvar, type II
Exons: 3
Coding region: 1-3018 (1005 amino acids)
Source: RefSeq, a predicted model, not a curated record